Molecule: messenger RNA, 1182 nt
Organism: Aspergillus mulundensis
Lineage: Eukaryota; Fungi; Ascomycota; Eurotiomycetes; Eurotiales; Aspergillaceae
Exons: 3
Coding region: 1-1182 (393 amino acids)
Biological process (GO): positive regulation of transcription by RNA polymerase II; mitotic cell cycle
Cellular component (GO): nucleus
Molecular function (GO): DNA-binding transcription factor activity, RNA polymerase II-specific; RNA polymerase II cis-regulatory region sequence-specific DNA binding
Source: RefSeq, a predicted model, not a curated record
AUGACCCGCCCCCGCCGUAACUGGACCGCCGAGGAAGACAUGAUUCUUCGUGAAGAGGUGGAAAAAGCGCAGGCCGCCAGGAACACCACGGUUAACUGGACCGAAAUAGCGCGCCAGGUACCUGGCCGUACGAAUAAAGAUUGUCGCAAGAGGUGGCACGGAACCACGUCAGCAAAAGUGAACAAGGGCCCUUGGACAGAGGAUGAAGAUGAGAGAUUGCGAAAUGCAGUCCAAAAGCAUGGGCCCAAGUGGACAGCCGUGGCUUCGGUGGUCGGGACUAGGCUACCAGACCAGUGUUCCAAGCGAUGGAGCCAUGCCAUCAAGCCGGAGAUUGACCACGGUCCAUGGGCCGUACAAGAGGUUUGCACCGCUUAUGUUGUCGAUCAUAUAUACGAAGCUAACCGUGAGCAGGACAAAUUAUUGAUUGAAAGCGUCCAGAAGUACGGCCACUCCUGGCAGCAGAUUGUCUCGCUCUUCUUUCCCCGUCGAACCAGCCUCUCUGCUAAGAAUAGAUUCCAUCUUCUCCAGCGACGGUCGCAGCAUUAUUGCCGACGGGCAAGGACCCCGAGUUCAGGUGCCUCCGACUUCAAACCCAGCAUCAGCGGCUACGAAUCCGGGGAUGGCAACGAGCUGGCUUGGAUGAAGCUACCAGAUACCAUUUCUGGCUGUCUCGGGGAGGAUCUUUUGGACAUGGACAUGGACGAGCCUGGGGGUCUACCAGAAGCUGCCGCGGAGCCGCCGUCUAAGACCUCGGACCCUCUCUGGAUGACCCCGUUUUCUCAAUCCGAGCUUUCCAGUGACACGAUGGGCAUGUUGGACUUCCCUUUUCUACAGAACGGUACCGGCUUUCGAACAAAUGACGUGAGUAUCACGUUGACUUCAUCAGAUCUGGAUGACCACAGUGAUCCUUUCAGCUUAACACUUGCCAAUAAUCCCAAAGAACAAAAACAAGAGCUGAGCCCUGAUGAUCUUACCCCAUAUCUGGGGCUUGACCAGUCGGCACCGUCCACGACCCUGCCUACGCCGCCCUCAGCCUUAAGCUCCGUGCGACAGCCCCAGGCCCAACGUCGAGUAACCAUCCAUGCCGUAUGCUCGUCAGAUAAUCUGGGUGCGAUUUUCCAAGCAGUGACUAAAUUAUCUGUCUCUGCCGUUUUCAAGACGGAUGAGCAGGGAUCUUUUUAG